This is a messenger RNA of Sphaeroforma arctica JP610, 1110 nucleotides long. RefSeq lists its product as hypothetical. Gene Ontology annotation, biological process: mitochondrial respiratory chain complex I assembly; biosynthetic process. Gene Ontology annotation, cellular component: mitochondrion. The record is from RefSeq and is a predicted model, not a curated record. The coding region runs from base 108 to 1088 and encodes 326 amino acids. NCBI's taxonomy places the organism in Eukaryota, Ichthyosporea, Ichthyophonida. The transcript has 6 exons.
UUUACAAAACACUAUAACAAACAAGUCUGAAUUAUAUUGUAUUGUAUCGGACACCAACUACAUCUCUUAAUAUCGCCUUGGACCAUACAUAGUAGUCAGAUAUCAGCAUGAACUUUAUUGCUGCACGGAGUUGUCGUGGCUCAUUGCUCCCUUUACAAAAUAUACCCGUAUGUGUUUCAGCAGCGAGCCCCCAAGUUAAUAGUAUCCGAGGGGUGUUACGUCGCAAUAGGAGAUGUGCUUCCGCUAUCUCUUCUAGCACAUACUGUCAGGACCUCGUAAGAAAGCACGAUGCCGAGCACUUUCUGAGCUCAUUGUGGCUACCAGCGGAUAUACGUCAGGCAGUCUUUGCCAUCAGAGCCUUUAACAUUGAGGUGGCACAGAUCCGUGAGGUGACAAGUGAGAUACAGAUUGCAAGGAUUCGAUCGCAAUGGUGGCGGGAUAGUCUAGGCUUUGUGUAUGAGAAUGCGAAAGACCCGGGUCAUCCCGUGUUGAAGGAACUGGCCAAAGCUGUGCACACGCACCAGCUAAAUCGCAGAUGGCUCGAGAGACUCAUAAGAGAACGCGAAAAGCGUUUCGAUGAAUCUGGGUUUAUGUCUAUGGAUGAGGUCGAGGAUUAUAGCGAAGGAAUAAAUUCCUCACUGUUGUAUCUCAGUCUGCAAUGUGUAGGUGUCUCGGAUAUCCACGCAGAUCACGCUGCCAGUCAUCUGGGUAAGACAGAGGGAAUCAUUACUUUGUUGAGGGGUGUUCAAUACCACGCUCGGAGGAGGAAAGUAUUCCUUCCUAUGGAUCAGCUUUUGGCGGCAGGAGUGAGUCAAGAAGAAGUCAUCAGGCAACAAAACGAAGCUGCCAUCACAGAGGUAGCAUAUACAAUAUCUUCACAGGCUAAUUCACACCUGGAAAUGGCUCGUGAGCAUACGAACGAUGUGGCGCCUAGGGCUAAGCGGGUUCUUCUUCCGGCUGUGGCCGCGGACAUGUUCCUUACUCGGUUACAAAAGGAGCACUUCAAUUUGUACUCCAAAACGCUGGAUGCGCCACAUGCGAGUCUACCAUUCCGCCUUCUAUCUAAAGCCUGGUCAAGGGCGUAUUGAGCAAUAAAUUCGUAUAAAUUGA